GGGCUUUUCGCGCUUGCUUAUUCCUUUCGAAAAGUGUUUUUUGCACCCUGAAGUGCUCUAGCUCGACCGAACACCGAACUUACCAUUAUGCACAAAAGCCAGCGCAUCUAUUCUUUUUAAAUCGGGUCGACUAACACCGGAGCAAGUAGCUUCAGUGUUCUAAACUCUUGAAAAAAAUAUAACUAUACAUAUAUAUGUGUAAUAUCCUUGGAGUGUUCUUGGUGGUUCUUGCAUUUAUCCAAUGUCAUUAUUUAUCCACCGGAUUUUUUUACAGAUACCGGUUGGUUACAUUACUUCUGAAAAAUACCCUAGAGCCCGAAUGUCACUUGAAAUCAAACAUAAUAACAUAACCUCAACAAAUUUUUAUCAACAAGUACGUACACAAGUGCCAGUGUUGUUUUAUUUUUUUAUUUUCCCACAUUUAAAACCUAAACAAUAACUCAAUUUAAAUAAAAUGUGAAAUUUAUUAUUAGAAUAAUCCUUAAUCGAAAGCCGAUAAGUUGAAAAUUUUAAAUCGAAUCCCAUUUCAAUCAUAAAAACUGUUGCGCUGUUUGUAAGUGCUCAGUGCUGGCAAAAUAAAUAUUUUAGUAUACAUUACACAGUAGGUACAGUUUUUUAGUAUGCUAAUUAAACAAUCAGGCUACGAUGUUAAUUAGAUGCUUUCGAGUAAAAAGGAUCUAUAUAAAGUUAUUAUUUGUUUUGCUGGUAAUCGGCUCUGUUCUUUUGCUCUACUUGAAAUAUCUAACUGAGAAUUUACGGAGUUUGAGGAACACUGAUAAAUUGGUUAGGACAUCUGAUCAUGUUUUCGAGAAUAAAUUAAGAGAAUGGGAAAUGAAGAUUAUACCAGGAUUAGGUGACAAUGGAGAACCUGCCUUUCUUAGUGGCGAAGACUCAAUAGCUGGAGAAAAGGCCCUCAAAAAAUCAGCUUUAAAUACUGUUUUAAGUGAUAGAAUGCCUUUGGACAGGAAACUAAGGGACCCAAGAAAUAGCAAGUGUAAAGAUCUAAAAUAUUCCCCAACUCUCAAAGCAUCAGUAAUUGUGAUAUUUUAUAACGAGCUUAUGUCGGUUAUUCUACGGACUGUAUGGAGUGUUCUUUUACAAACACCAAGUCAUUUAUUACAAGAAAUAAUUUUAGUGGAUGAUUGUAGUACGGAUGAAAGUUUGAAAGGUUUAUUGCAAUAUUACCUAGAAACUAGACUAAAAAAUUACAAUGUGAAAUUAAUAAGGCUGAAACAUAGAAUGGGUCUAAUCCGGGCUAGGCUACAAGGCGCUAGAGAGGCUCAAGGCGAUGCACUGAUAUUUUUAGAUGCCCAUUGUGAAGCUACAAAGGAUUGGAUAGAACCGUUACUCUCUAGAAUAGAAGAAGACAAAACAGCUGUCCUUGUUCCUAUAAUCGAUGUAAUAGAAGCAAGUAAUUUGGCAUAUUCGACAAAUGGAGAUUCCAGCUUCCAGGUGGGAGGAUUUUCUUGGUCAGGUCAUUUUACUUGGAUUGAUAUCCAAGAUGAAAAUGAUAAAGGCAAAGUGACACCUAUUAAAUCACCAACAAUGGCUGGAGGGUUGUUUGCAAUUGAAAGAAGAUUCUUUUGGGACAUAGGAUCGUAUGAUGAGCAAAUGGACGGAUGGGGUGGUGAAAAUUUGGAAAUGUCGUUUAGAAUAUGGCAGUGUGGAGGUCGAUUAGAAACUGUGCCUUGUUCGAGAGUUGGACACAUUUUCAGAGACUUCCAUCCGUAUUCGUUUCCUGAUAACAAAGACACUCAUGGAAUAAAUACUGCAAGAUUAGCCCAUGUAUGGAUGGAUGAAUAUAAGCGAUUAUUUUUCAUGUACCAACCUGCUUUAGAAAAUAACCCUAUAGUAGGAGAUUUGACUCAUAGAAAGCAACUGAGACAAAAACUCAAAUGUAAAAGUUUCAAGUGGUAUUUGCAGAAUGUUUAUCCGGAAAAAUUUAUUCCUGAUGAGAAUGUUUUUGCUUAUGGUCAAGUUAGGACUGAGUUUGAAAUGUGUCUUGAUGAUCUUCAGUUGUCGGAUGAUAAAGUUGGACCCUUGGGACUGUAUCAGUGUCAUCAGUUUUUUGCUGUUAGUCAGUAUUUUUCAUUGAGUAGUGAUGGAGAACUGAGAAAGGAGAAUGUCUGUGCAGAGGUAUUCAACGAGCACGAAGUCCAAUUAACGGAAUGCCACGGACACAAACGUGAACAAUAUUGGGAGUACAAAAAUGGGACAUUAUUUAAUCCGUCUACUAAAAAAUGUCUGAGUAGUGAUAGAGUGGAGAAUGGGAAAGCGUUAAAAGUAGAGAAAUGUCAGGGGGGCGUGUUCCAAAAGUGGUCGUUUACCAAAGUAAACAGAACGGCUGUGGUAGAAUGAGGGUUUUUAAUUUAUAGAGCAACUAAAAUUCAAAAAUAAACUGGUACUUUUUAAAGAACAAUAUAUAGAUAUAAGCUUCGAGUUCAUCCGUUCUGUUUUUAUUUUAUUUUUUAAUUUUUGGGUCUCAAGGUAGAUUGAUUCUUUGCUCAAAGAUUGUAAUGUAAACUCCUCAUCCAGCAAUUUGGUUGUUUAUGUAAAUGAGUACUUAUGUUAUUUCAAUUAUUUAUUGAUUUUUGAAAGCCUAUUAUAUUGUCAAAUAUUGUUAUUAUACCUGAUUAUUUUAACACCAUUUUAUUGUUGUAUUUUUAUAUAAAAUAAAAAAAAAUAUAUGAAAUAAAUGAAGUAUGAUUUCA
Molecule: messenger RNA, 2711 nt
Organism: Ceutorhynchus assimilis (cabbage seed weevil)
Lineage: Eukaryota; Metazoa; Arthropoda; Insecta; Coleoptera; Curculionidae
Source: the annotation of a GenBank genome assembly